AUGUCAGCUACACAAGACGACAAAAUGACGGUACCGCCGCGAAUCGCACGAGCAAAGAGAGACGCUCGUGCCAAAUCCGCAAAAGAAUUCAUCAACAGGACCCUUCCCUCAAUCCUCAAAUCCAACGCCCGCGCAAGACGAGGCGUCGAAGCAGCCAGUCUCAUCAUCGACCCCAAACCAACACCCGAACAAAUCACGUCCGAGCAUACAAAUCAAAAAAAUGCCGGACCAGAAGUGUCCCCCGCCCUCCGGAUAACACUCCGCGUGUCAGAUACCCUCGAGGCGGCAUCACGCCUCACAGGCCAUUCUUCCCGUGUUGCCAUUCUCAACAUGGCAAGUCCCCUACGACCUGGUGGCGGCGUCCUAACGGGUGCCACGUCACAGGAGGAACAGCUCUGCGCGCGUACGACGCUGUACGCUUCGCUGCGGGAGGACUUUUACCGCCUCCCUGACGUAGGGGGCGUUUAUACGCCGGAUGUACUGGUUGUUAGGGGGUGGGAUGGCCAGAUGAGUGAGUUGCCUGUUUCGAAGAGGUUUUUUGUGGAUGUGGUGACGGCGGCGAUGUUGAGGAUGCCGGAUGUGGAGGGUGGUGUGUAUGCGGAGGAUAAGGAUAGGGAGGUGGUUGUGAGGAAGAUGAGGGCUGUGAUGAGGAUGGCGAGGGAGAGGGGGGUUGGUGGACUUGUGUUGGGGGCUUGGGGGUGUGGUGCGUAUGGGAACCCGGUGGGAGAGAUUGCGAGGUCGUGGAGGAGGGUUUUGCUGGGGAGGAAGGGGAGGGAUAAUGGGGAGGGAUGGGACGGUUUGGAGGUUGUGUUUGCGGUGAAGGAUCGGAGGAUGGUGGAGGUGUUUGCGGAUGAGUUUGGGGAUGGGUUGGUGGUUGUGGAAGAUGGUGGUGAUGAUGGGAUUGGCGAGGACGAAAGCGGUGAAGACUUGGAUGACAUCUUGGGCGUUGGCAGUCACAAGGAGAGUAUCUGA
Pochonia chlamydosporia 170 is the source of this 972-nucleotide messenger RNA. RefSeq lists its product as hypothetical. The coding region runs from base 1 to 972 and encodes 323 amino acids. Lineage: Eukaryota; Fungi; Ascomycota; Sordariomycetes; Hypocreales; Clavicipitaceae. The transcript has a single exon. The record is from RefSeq and is a predicted model, not a curated record.